GUAAUGUCGAAAAUAUGGUCAACAAUAUUACAAUCAUAUAAACAUAGAUUACCACUACCUGUACAAUACAUACCGUCGGUGGCAACGGUAAUGAUAAUAGCAUACAAUUGGCAGACAAACCGUAAUCAUCGACAACAACAACAGUGUCUAAAACAAUGGUUUCACACAUCAAGUAGUAGUAGUAGUGGUGGUGGUAGUGGUUUGUCAUCCGAUUGGUGGCGUAUAAGAUCGGCUAAACUAUUAUCUGAGAUUGAUAUCGACUAUAUUAGACGACAGUGUUUGGAUAGUGUAUGCAAAUGUUAUGCACAGUCCUAUUCAUGGCUGAAUCCAUUAGAUAAAUGGUGUCAUAACGGUACAGGUAUUCGUGUUGCCGAUGAUCAGGAACUCAUAGUUGUGACCAACUAUCAUGUGGUUAGCGGAUGCAGUCAUAUACUGGUCCAUCUCUACUACCAAGACUAUCGCCAGUAUCCUAUGACAGGUCGGGCAGCUUAUGUAGAGCCGCACAACGAUAUGGCACUCAUCAGAUUUUCGGAACCGGUAGACUAUUGGCAACCGAUACCAUUGGCUAGAAAACGGUCGCCGAUUAUUGGCGAUCCGGUUCUAGCGAUGGGAACUAUGCAGCCGAAGAUUGCCAUAAGUACUGAUGGCAUUGUAAACGCCGAUCAGGUUUCGCUAGAUAUGGUCGACUUUCAUAUAGAAAUCGGUACCAUUCAGACCGAUACCGAAGGCCAGCCAGUUAUUAUGCAUACCGCUAUUAUACUACCAGGUUUUUCAGGCGGUCCACUCAUCGAUGCCGACGGUAAUGUGAUAGCGAUGAACACUAUGUCCGGCUUUUUUAACCAUCAGUAUAGCCGAUCAGCCGAUGAAAUAUUAGAUUUUAUCGAAAGAGCAAAACUAUACGACAAUCGGGUAUUUCCGUGGCAACAGACCUACCGGGAGAUCAAGUAUUCAUUGGCUCCGGCCGUCAAACUCGGUAUAGUCCUAUCGAAAGAGGGCGACAUAUUUACAGUCGAUGAUAUACUGCCAGACUCCCGGUGCCGGGAACUAUACGACAAGUUUAUAAUGGCUAUCAAUGAACAGCAGCUAAAAACUGUACGCCAAUUGACUGACGCACUCAACAAACUUACCGGUGCUGAUGAUAAUCAACAAAUUGUGACAUUAAUUAUAAUGGAUGGUUUGGAUAGUAUUGAAAUGGACAGUUACCAGGCCGGUGCCCGCUUUUAUACAGAUCUACCUGUUGUAUUUUAA
This is a messenger RNA of Oppia nitens, 1248 nucleotides long. RefSeq names its product serine protease Do-like HtrA. The record is from RefSeq and is a predicted model, not a curated record. The transcript is spliced from 4 exons. Lineage: Eukaryota; Metazoa; Arthropoda; Arachnida; Sarcoptiformes; Oppiidae. Bases 4 to 1248 code for a protein of 414 amino acids.